Penicillium pulvis is the source of this 810-nucleotide messenger RNA. Its product is annotated as urease accessory protein UreG. Gene Ontology annotation, molecular function: GTPase activity; nickel cation binding. Bases 1 to 810 code for a protein of 269 amino acids. The record is from RefSeq and is a predicted model, not a curated record. NCBI's taxonomy places the organism in Eukaryota, Fungi, Ascomycota, Eurotiomycetes, Eurotiales, Aspergillaceae. The transcript is spliced from 2 exons.
AUGGCUCACUCCCACGAUGGUGGCCUCGACCACAGCCAUGAUGACCCUUUCAACGGGCACGGCCACUCUCACGACAUCUUGGAUGGCCCAGGCUCCUACGUUAACCGCGAGAUGCCGCUGAUCGAGGGCCGCGACUGGAAGGACCGCGCCUUUACCAUUGGUAUUGGAGGACCCGUCGGCUCCGGCAAGACAGCCCUCAUGCUCGCCCUCUCCCGUGCCCUCCGCGACGAAUACAACAUUGCAGCCGUAACAAACGACAUCUUCACCCGCGAAGACGCCGAAUUCCUCACCCGCCACAAAGCUCUCGCCCCCAACCGCAUCCGCGCCAUCGAGACUGGCGGUUGCCCCCACGCCGCCGUCCGUGAGGACAUCAGCGCAAACCUGCUUGCCCUCCAAACACUUCAAAAGCAAUUCUCCACCGAUUUACUGCUGAUCGAGUCCGGUGGUGAUAACCUCGCUGCAAACUACAGUCGCGAGCUGGCAGAUUUCAUCAUCUACGUUAUUGAUGUUGCUGGUGGUGAUAAGGUGCCCCGGAAGGGUGGACCUGGUAUCACUGGUAGUGAUUUGCUGGUUGUGAAUAAGAUUGAUCUUGCCGAGGCUGUUGGUGCUGAUCUGAAGGUUAUGGAGCGGGAUGCAGCUAAGAUGCGGGAGGGUGGUCCUACCGUUUUUGCUGUUGUUAAGCAUGGAAAGGGCAUGGAGCAUAUUAUUAACUUGAUUAUUAGUGCUUGGAAGGGGAGUGGAGCUUAUGAGCUUAGUUUGCAGCGGUGGAAGGAGGGUGCGCCCCGUGGUUCGGGGAGUAUUGAUGAGUAG